AUGGUAGCUGCCACUACUUAUCGUCGUGUCGAGAAGCCCAUCGAGAAAACCGAGCCCGAAGACGGUGAGGUUCGCAUCACUUCGGUUGGUCGAGUUAAUAACUUCGUGGACGAGGCGAUUCAUUGGUUCCUCGGUGAUGAUGAUACUCAUAAGGCUUGCAAAAGCGUUAAGAUCAUGGCUAGAGGUGUCGCAGUGGCGAAGGCCGUCAUUGUGUCUGAGAUCCUCAUACGCCGUGUGCCUGGGCUUAAGCAAGCUGUGGAACUCGGCAGCAACGACGUUGAAGAAGAAUAUGAGGCUGUUGAUGACACCGAUAAGGAUCAUGUGAAGCAAGUUCGUAUCGUACCAUAUCUUGUUAACACUCUCACUGCAACGAAGCCGUUGACCAAGGACGAUAUCAAACCUGAUGAGUUUGUUGAGUAA
Perkinsus marinus ATCC 50983 is the source of this 420-nucleotide messenger RNA. RefSeq lists its product as hypothetical. The coding region runs from base 1 to 420 and encodes 139 amino acids. NCBI's taxonomy places the organism in Eukaryota, Perkinsozoa, Perkinsida, Perkinsidae. The transcript is spliced from 4 exons. Gene Ontology annotation, molecular function: RNA binding. The record is from RefSeq and is a predicted model, not a curated record.